UUUCAGUCUUUGGAGAGCACUAGGCGUAUGCUUAUGCUAUGUGAGGAAAGCAAAGAAGCAGGAAUUCGAACCUUGGUCGCACUGGAUGACCAAGGAGAACAACUGGAAAGAAUUGAAGAAGACAUGGACAAGAUUAAUGCUGACAUGAAAGAAGCUGAAGAAGCUUUACAUGGAAUGGAAAAAUGCUGUGGAAUUUGUGCUUGUCCAUGUCAAAAGUCUCAAGAAUUUAAAGAAGAUGCAAGUACCUGGAAAGCUACAGACGAUGGAAAAGUUGUCAACAGUCAACCUGCGCGAGUAAUGGAUGAUAGGAAUGGUGCUGGACCUAUGGGAGGAUAUAUCGCCAAGGUCACAAAUGAUGCUCGUGAAGAAGAAAUGGAAGAAAACAUGCAGCAAGUGAGUACAAUGGUUGGCAAUCUUCGCAACAUGGCUAUUGACAUGGGAAGUGAAAUUGAAUCUCAAAAUCGUCAACUCGAUAGGAUUAAUCAAAAGGCCAAAUCAAAUGAAUCACGUGUCACAAUAGCAAACCAAAGAGCGACCAAACUGCUCAAGGAUUAAUAUGACAACAAACAAAAACCUUGUAGAGUUCAGAAAUUCUUCUCUCUACUCUGCAAUGUUUGCUUAUGUGAUGUGCUGUCAUUUGCAUUUUUGUUUGCUUCUUUUUAUCCAUUUAAUUUCAAUAGAGAGACAUAUAUUUAUAUAACUGCAUAUUGUGGCAAUAUUAUUUAUUGUCAAGCAGUUAUUAAUCUGCUGAAUAUACAUAUUGUACAACCUGGCUUUGCACUAGUGUGCUCAGUCUCUCUCUUCUAUAUCAUUCUAUGCCUUCUCUGAUGUUUAUUCUGUGUUAUGGUGUUCUUGUUAAAAUUCAAAGUUAUUACAAUCAAUGUAUAGUAUUUUAGAUUAUUAAUACAGUUAUUUAGCAUUGGUGUAAGUCAGAAGAGGGCAAUAACGGCGCACAGUAUUCAUUGUAUGUGGUGGUUUGUAACUAUCUCUAAAAUCAUACUGUAACAAAUUAAUUUGAUGAAAUGAUUGACUCAAAAAAAACUAUAUAUACACACAUAUAUAUAUAUAUAUACACAUAUAUAUAUAUAUAUGCCAUUGUAUUGAAUGUAACUUCAUGAAUAUCAUGUUACAGAAUGGUUUUAGAUCUUUUCCUUAGUAAUGUUGUUAUCCAAAAUUGAAAGUACAUUUAUCUCUUUUGUCUUUACAGAUAAACAAAAAUUUACAUAAUUACAUAUAUAAAUAUUUAAAAUGACUAUUGUGAAAACAGUGUUAAAUGUAGUUUAAGCUUCAGAAAAAUUUCUUUGGCUUGAAUUUUAGAAAGUUCUUAAAGAAUCUUGUCUUUUGAAUGCAAAUGGUUUGUUUAUAAUUCAGGAAAGUAUUCACUUAAUAUGAAAAAUAUUUUACAAAUAAAAGGGUAAUUUUAGAAAUUAGUUUGAAAAAAGACAUUUGAAAAGCACAGUAAAGUAUAGAUGGAUCAAUUUGCAUCAUGCUUGCAACAAAUAUAUAAUAUUUAUAAUAUUAACUUUAUUUAAAAAUUAUGGUGAUGAAAGCAGAAAAUUAUUUUGCAUUGUAAAAUUAAGCAACUUGAAUAAUAAACAUUUUUCAAUAUUCUAUUAAUACUAAAUAGUAAUUUAUAACCUGAAAUUAGUCAAAAGUGAAUACAAUAAAUGUGGUGAGCUUUAUGUAUAUUUGCUGGAUAUUAAUAGAAUUCAAUAAAAAGUAAUUUAAUAAUAUAAUAUAGUAGAAACAGUCAAAGUUAACAAAAUUACAGAAAUAUAAAUGUUAUACUGUUGUGUUUCACAAAUUGUUUUAUCCAGGAUUAAUGACAUUUUUAAACUUGUAGAAUUUUGAUUUUAUUUUUAAUGCCUCUAAAAUUAUCUGAACAUUAAUAUACAUUGAUGUAAAAAUUUUGCAUGUAAAUAUAUAUCUAUAAAUGAAAUGUGAUGAAUUUAAUGUGGGAAAAAAUCAUAUAGAUAUGAUUUAAAAAAUUCAAGUUUACUUGAUCAAAUGAAUUUGAAUGAAUUUUAAAUGGUGCAUUAACAAAGCCUUAUGCCAAUACAUAUUAAAAAUUUAUGCACAAAUAUUUGUAAAAUAUGUUAUAAUUCGUUAAAACUUGGUUGUAAAUCAUUAGGAUACUUCUUUAGUGAAUGUUUUAAUUUAUAAUGUGUAUACAAAUAUUCCACUUAUGUGUAUUAAUAAUUGUGCAAUAUAUUGUUUGUUUAUAUACAAUAUAUAUAUAUACAU
Messenger RNA from Centruroides sculpturatus (bark scorpion), 2244 nucleotides. Its product is annotated as synaptosomal-associated protein 25-like. The transcript has 6 exons. Gene Ontology annotation, biological process: exocytosis; synaptic vesicle priming; synaptic vesicle fusion to presynaptic active zone membrane. Lineage: Eukaryota; Metazoa; Arthropoda; Arachnida; Scorpiones; Buthidae. Bases 28 to 555 code for a protein of 175 amino acids. Gene Ontology annotation, cellular component: SNARE complex; plasma membrane. The record is from RefSeq and is a predicted model, not a curated record. Gene Ontology annotation, molecular function: syntaxin binding; SNAP receptor activity.